AGUUUUUUUUUUUUGAUAAUCUAUAGGCUUAAACCUAAACAGCAUUGAUUUUAAAGUACUAAACCAAACGUCGGCCGACAACAGCUCAUCGCCGGUCGGGCCUUCCCGGUUCGAGUCUCGGCUGCUUCCCCUGCCGCUGUGAUAAUUCAUAAAAGGAAUCAUCUCUGUUUUUUUAAUCUUCUGCACCAACUGUUGUAAUUACAAUGGACAGUGAUGAUUGGGAAAGUUGUUCAGACAAUGAGGUCUAUCUUAAAGACAGAAACGAAGACAAUGAUGAAGAGGAUUGCUACUUAUCCGGGUUUGUAUCCAGAUUACAAUUUAGAUAUCUCAAAUGCUCGAUGGAUUGAUGAUUUGGCUAUGGCCGAGGUUGUUGAAAAGAAGGGUAAGAUGUGGGUGACUACGGGAACUAUUCGCAAUGUUAACACAUAUUGCUCCAUCGAAGAAACUGUGUUUUUGGUUGAAAUAGGGGCCUUGCAUGUUUUAGAUCGAAAUGGUAUGUAUCUUUCUCUAAAAGAACUAUACGAGAAGCUUUCGGAUGGAAAGAGUGGAUGCAAUUGGGAGGUUUUUGAGGUGUAUAGGAACCUGAAAUCUCUUGGUUAUGUAGUUGGGCGCCAUGGUAUCCCUUGGUCUGUGAAGGGUCAAAAGAUCAAGUCUGGAACCUGUUCACUCGAGAGCAGUCAAGAGAGUAAUGAGCUGCUAGAAAUGGAGCAAGAAAACAAGAAUUCCAUCAUUGAGUUGUUCAAUAAUAUGCGGAUUACAGAAGUGACUCCGGCUUUUCAUGUUUAUCUUCCGAACAGCAAGUUUAGAAAGUCUUCUCCGGGUGAUCCGAAUUUUAUUCUAUGCAUGAGUAGGAGCAAUCCACCAUCCAGAGUCAAAAUCGAGGCUGUCGAGAGAAAGCAUGGUGCCAUCCCUUUGAAGUUCUUUCACGUAGAAAACGGGUGUGUCAGCUUCUUCUCCUUUGCUAAGGUCGAUCUGCCAGUCUUACCUUGAAACAUUUUGCUGUCUUACAGAGAGAAAUCUUG
This is a messenger RNA of Hibiscus syriacus, 1022 nucleotides long. RefSeq lists its product as uncharacterized. Lineage: Eukaryota; Viridiplantae; Streptophyta; Magnoliopsida; Malvales; Malvaceae. Gene Ontology annotation, cellular component: tRNA-intron endonuclease complex. Bases 214 to 990 code for a protein of 258 amino acids. The record is from RefSeq and is a predicted model, not a curated record. Gene Ontology annotation, biological process: tRNA-type intron splice site recognition and cleavage. The transcript has 5 exons.